GCAAACUACAGGUGUAACAGAUUGUUAUCCCCAAAGCUGUAAUAAGGAAUGCUGUUGACAUAGUAGGUAAUUUAGCUGUAGUUUCCUUGAUAUUAUCCAAAACUUGGCAGAAAAAUAAGAAUGAGGUUAGCGAACAUUUGCUUUUAAUAUUAUUGUAAAGGUGAUGACGCUGGUUUGACAGAAGUCUGUUUGCUCUUAACCCCCACCACCCCAGCUACUCCUGGAGAACGAUUGACUUACUGCAUUGCACAGAUCAUGGCUAUCUCUUUUAAUCAUGACCGCUAUUCUGAAUUCUUCAAUCUCGAGCAUGACGACGAGGACCCCCUAGAUGAGAGUUCUCAGCAAAGGUUUAGCUGUCGCCGCUCGCAGGCACAGCAUCAAGUCCAACCCCUUGGCCACCAGAACCCCUUCGACGACUCGUUCUCUUUGCGUCAGUGCCGCAGCGAAGACAGCUAUCCACCCUGUGCCUACAUGUAUGGACCGCCUUACCCUGAGCCGCGAGGGAAUUCGUUCGCCGGAGGAGAGCAAUCCAGGUGCGAGGACAUCAACCCAGUUGAGGCCGAGCCAGCAAUAAAAAUGCCGGAAGAGUUCAGGUCCGACGGCUUGCAGAUGAGAGCGCCAGGGAUGGAAUGCCGACUAGAUGUCGCCGUUCACAUCAACAUGCAAGCAGACCUUCACGGCUACGACCAGCAGAAUCAGCACCCACAGCCAGGGCCUCCACAUCUCCUGCAUGCACCUCUACCGCAGUCCUCGGUCCUCAACGAGGCACCAAACUCGCAUAUGACGUCAGUCAGAGGCGAGGUCGACGACAACGACCACGGCGACCACUACAACUAUGUCCAGAAUUUCCGCACAGACGUGACCUUCCACGACCUCUCCCUAUCAGGUCCGUCGCAGUCUGACGACCAGUCGCCUGACCUUUACCCUCUAGGCUCGGGCACACAGUAUCUUCCGAUGUCCCCGGGUGGGUCGCUCCAACCUCAGCACCAUCAGCAGCAGCAUCUCCUGGGCUGCGGCAUGCCAGUGCAGCGUUGCGCGGCCAACGUUCGGGAGCGCAAGAGGAUGCUCAACAUCAACUCGGCCUUCGAUGAGCUGCGUUGUCACGUGCCCACGUUCCCCUAUGAGAAGCGCCUGUCCAAGAUAGACACACUGCGUCUGGCCAUUGCUUACAUCGCGUUGCUGCGCGACAUCCUGCUGUCCGGCGCCGACGCUCUGGACUACGUGCAGACGACGUUGAGGGCCAGCGGCCGGCCUGGUCCCGACGGAAGAGGAGGGCGAGGAGCGGGUUUGGAUGGAGAUCAAGUAUGGAACACGAGUGAUCUCACCGCUCGUCUGUCGUGGGUCAAAUGGGAGAGCCUGGGGGUGCGCCGUCGCUCCCUCCCCCCAGGUCUGGCUCCUCAACUCCACCCGCAUACGACCUCCGCUCCACACUCGCUUGGCCCCACCCUGCAGCAAUCUGCUGGGUCUAAUGGCGACUGAAGACCCAUGUACUCAAGCCACAAUGUCUAGCGACAGGCUUGAAUUGUGACUGACUUUAAACUGAUGGCGAUGACAUUCUAUCGACUUUCCGCAAGACCUGUGUGGAUCUUGUGAUGACCCAGUGCAGUAGCGGGGACUACAUGGGAUGUUGGUUGCAGUGACUUGGAGGUGUCAAAGCCCAUCAAAAUAUUACUUGGUGCAGCAUUGGUGUGUGGUUGUUUUUGAAACUGUCACCCAGUCUGCUGUUUCGUAUGACUUACCAGUCCAGAAGUCAGGAACAAUUUGUUUCAUAAAAUGGCCAUCAACUGUGGCAAUCUUGUCGCCUGUACAGUUGUGACCUCUGUGUACUAGAAGUAGACUAUAGGCUGCUCAAACUUAACGGACUGUUUAUGUUCUGUCAGUUUGACAGCAGAGUUGUUAUGCUUCUGUGCGAUAUGUGGGUGAGUUUGACAAAAAUGAGAAAAAUACGAGAGAUAUAA
Pomacea canaliculata is the source of this 1958-nucleotide messenger RNA. RefSeq lists its product as uncharacterized. Gene Ontology annotation, molecular function: protein dimerization activity; RNA polymerase II transcription regulatory region sequence-specific DNA binding; DNA-binding transcription factor activity, RNA polymerase II-specific. Bases 256 to 1479 code for a protein of 407 amino acids. The transcript has 2 exons. NCBI's taxonomy places the organism in Eukaryota, Metazoa, Mollusca, Gastropoda, Architaenioglossa, Ampullariidae. The record is from RefSeq and is a predicted model, not a curated record. Gene Ontology annotation, biological process: regulation of transcription by RNA polymerase II; developmental process.